ACUCCCCAGCUGAUCCUCCUCUCUGAGCUCCUGGAAACCUGUCCUCACUCUGCAACACUCCCAGCACACACCUACACACACACCUACACACACACACACCUACACACACACACACACACACAACUACACACACACACAUACACUCACCCAGGUGAGCCAUGUCGGCUCUCAUGGCUGCCGGCUCGGUCUUCUUCCCUGGACUCUUCCUGCUGACCAAACAGACUCUGAAACAUAUUAUGGGAUGGAGGGAGGGGGACGCUGCCAUGGUAUCUACACGCCUGGUGUCCUCCGUCCAGGCCGUCAUGGCGUCCUCGGCUGGAUGGAUCAUCGCCUCGUCCUGCAGGGACAUCGUGGAGGACAGUCAUUGGCUGACCGACACCUACAUCCUGUUCGCCACGCCAUACUUUGCCUACGACAUCUACGCCAUGUUCCUGUGCUACAGGCACAAGCUGCAGGUCAAAGGUCACGAGGAGGGGGGGGCUGCUGUGGCUGGGUACCUGCGCAGAGAGAAGCUCAUGGUGCUGCAUCACGUCUUCAUGGUGGCCUUCUGCUUCCCUGCCUCGCUGCUGUGGCGGCAGGGGAAAGGUGAUUUCUUCCAGGGUGUUUUGUUUCUGGCCGAGCUCAGCACACCGUGCGUCUGUCUGGCCAAAGUCCUGAUCCAGUACAAGCAGCAGCACACUCUGCUGCACAAAGUCAACGGCGUCCUGAUGCUGCUCACCUUCUUCAGCUGUCGGGUGUUACUCUUCCCGUACCUGUACUACGCCUACAGCAGGUAUGCAUCUAUCCCGGUGUACGCGGUGCCCCUGGUGGCUCCGUGGCAGUGUAACCUGGGGGCCGCUCUGCUGUGGCCCCUGCAGCUCUACUGGUUCACGCUGAUCUGCAGAGGAGCUCUGCGUCCGUCCGUCCCCGGAGGACGCUCAACGUCAGCGUUUAAAGACGAGCGCGGCGGCUGCCUGACCACGAGGAACUGCUGCAGGUCUCAUCAGGAGGACGGACACUGAAGCUGCAGGGAGAGGACAAGAAGAAGAAGAAGAAGAAGAAGAAGAAGAAGAAGAAGAAGAAGA
Perca fluviatilis (European perch) is the source of this 1064-nucleotide messenger RNA. RefSeq names its product TLC domain containing 3Ba (gene tlcd3ba). The coding region runs from base 159 to 1001 and encodes 280 amino acids. Gene Ontology annotation, biological process: lipid homeostasis; ceramide biosynthetic process. Gene Ontology annotation, molecular function: sphingosine N-acyltransferase activity. The transcript is spliced from 6 exons. The record is from RefSeq and is a predicted model, not a curated record. Gene Ontology annotation, cellular component: endoplasmic reticulum; membrane. NCBI's taxonomy places the organism in Eukaryota, Metazoa, Chordata, Actinopteri, Perciformes, Percidae.